Molecule: messenger RNA, 1323 nt
Organism: Echinops telfairi (small Madagascar hedgehog)
Lineage: Eukaryota; Metazoa; Chordata; Mammalia; Afrosoricida; Tenrecidae
Gene: SLC25A47
Product: solute carrier family 25 member 47
Exons: 6
Coding region: 108-1019 (303 amino acids)
Biological process (GO): transmembrane transport
Cellular component (GO): mitochondrion
Molecular function (GO): transmembrane transporter activity
Source: RefSeq, a predicted model, not a curated record
GGCCAGCAGUGGACAGAGAGCUGUUGGGGCCUCUGCAGAGGUGGCUGUGGGCCUCUUUCAGGCAGGCAGACAGGCCCGGGGCCCUGCCCACUCACCCGCCACUGUCCAUGGAUUUUGUUGCUGGCGCCAUCGGAGGUAUCUGCGGUGUUGCUGUGGGCUACCCCCUGGACACAGUGAAGGUCAGGGUGCAGAUGGAGUCCAAGUACAGGGGCAUCUGGCACUGCGUACGAGACACGUACCGCCGAGAGCGGGUGACCGGCUUCUACAGGGGGCUCUCACUGCCCGUGUGCACCGUGUCCCUGGUCUCCUCCGUGUCUUUCGGCACCUACCGCCACUGCCUGGCACACAUCUGCCGGCUCCGGUACGGCAGCACCGACGCCAAGCCCGCCAAGGCCGACAUCACCCUCUCAGGAUGCGCCUCGGGCCUCGUCCGCGUGUUCCUGACCUCGCCCACUGAGGUGGCCAAGGUCCGCCUGCAGACCCAGACACAGCAGCGGCGGCUUUCAGCCUCGGGUCCCUCAACUGUGCCUCCCAUGUGUCCUGUGGCCCCUGCCCCGGAGCCCAAGUACCGUGGGCCGCUGCACUGCCUGACCACGGUGGCCCGUGAGGAGGGCCUCAAGGGUCUGUAUAAGGGCAGCUCGGCCCUGCUUCUUCGGGACGGCCACUCCUUCGCCACCUACUUCCUGUCCUAUGCCAUCCUCUGUGAGUGGCUCACACCCACUGGCCACAGCCAGCCAGAUGUCGUGGGAGUGCUGGUGGCCGGUGGCUGUGCAGGGGUCCUGGCCUGGGCCGUGGCCACCCCCAUGGACGUGAUCAAGUCGCGCCUGCAGGCGGACGGGCAGGGCCAGCAGCGGUACCGAGGCUUGGUGCACUGCGUGGUGGCCAGUGUGCGGGAGUCGGGGCCCAGCGUUCUCUUCAAGGGGCUUGCUCUCAACUGCUGCCGGGCCUUCCCGGUCAACAUGGUGGUCUUCGCCACCUACGAGGCUGUGUUGAGGCUCACCCGGGGCCUGCUCUCGUAGCUGGGCCCCAGCGAGAGUGCCCUGCGGGGACCAGGCUAGAGCCCAGCUGCUGUCCCCUGGGGCAGGUUUCAGCCAGGGUCUCUGCCUCCCUCAGCCGGCUGCAUCCUGGUCCUGGCUUGUCCUGCCUCCAGCCCUCACCCACUCACUGCCCUGGCCCCAUUUGUAUUUAUUGUGCUGCUGGUCCAGGGGUGGCCUCUCAGACGUUGGGGUGACCAGCAGCCUAUGGCUCUGGGGGCCUCCCAACCUGGGGGCAGCUCGAAGGCUGUGGGACUAGGGGUUAAUAAAGCAUUUCUGAGGCUCUGAA